AUGGAGACUGAGCUAUCACAUAAUCUUCAACAGUUAUCAGAGAAAGCCCGAUCAACUACGGAGUUUAUUCAUCGACUAAAAGGAAUGAGCGACAAAGUGACGGAGUCAUGCAUAGAGUUUGAGCGACUUGUAAGUGCCCAAUGUGAAUCAUUAAUACAAAUGAUUCAUGAGCGGAGGGAAUUUCUAUUAGACACUAUACGAAUUGAUAAGGAAACAAAAAUAAGGACGUUAAAGGAGCAGCAGCUAAAUUGUACAGGAAAACUUCAGCAAACAAAUGGACUCAUACAAUUCUGUAUUGAGGCACUAAAAGAGACAGAUAGUGCGGCAUUUCUUCAAGUAGGGUCAAUGCUUAUAAAUCGUGUAGCCAACACGGACAUGACGUGGCAUCAAGAAGUAACGAAUGCAGCACCAAGAGUGUCACCCAUUGUGGAUUUAACGCUGGAUGACUCUCAUGUUAUUCGAGCUAUUGAUAAUCUCAACUUUAUUCAAAUGAAACUUCCAUUGGCACCACAAAUAAUUCCGGAAGAUUGUUCAGCUGAGAAUAAUUCGGUGACCGUUGCAUGGUUACAACCUAAUCACUCUUUUAUACAAGGCUAUGUACUCGAGCUGGAUGACGGAAGUGGGGGUGAAUUUAGGGAAGUUUAUUGUGGCAAAGAGACGAUCUGUACGGUUGAUGGGUUGCAUUUUAAUUCUAUGUAUAAUGCACGUGUAAAGGCAUUCAAUACGAGUGGAGAGGGUGAAUAUUCUGAUAUAAUUGGAUUACAAACAGCCGAAGUUGCAUGGUUCACAUUUGAUAAGCAGUUGACUGGCACAUGUUCAGGCUUAAAUUUCAUGAAUGACAAUAGAACAGUAUCAGCAGAUGGAUGGGAACAUUGUGUGGCCCUUGGCACUGUUGGAUUCUCACGAGGUGUACAUUAUUGGGAGUUUACAAUAGAUCGAUACACGGCUGAUACAGAUCCAGCCUUUGGCGUGGCGCGCAUCGAUGUUGCACGAGAUAAAAUGCUUGGUAAAGAUGAUAAAGGUUUUGCAAUGUAUAUUGAUAGACAGCGAUCAUGGUUUCAACACAAUUCAAUUCAUGAGCGUCGUGUUGAAGGAGGCAUAUCAACUGGCAGCACAGUGGGUGUUUUAUUAGACCUGGAGCGUCACACACUGCACUUUAUAGUUAAUGAAAUGCCACAAGGCUCGGUUGCAUUUCGAGAUUUAUAUGGCGUCUUCUAUCCAGCUGUUAGUGUGAAUCGAGGCGUUACAUUGACUUUACACUCGGGUCUUUAUGCGCCACACAUGGAUUAUCAUUGA
Molecule: messenger RNA, 1296 nt
Organism: Chironomus riparius
Lineage: Eukaryota; Metazoa; Arthropoda; Insecta; Diptera; Chironomidae
Source: the annotation of a GenBank genome assembly